Molecule: messenger RNA, 1827 nt
Organism: Penicillium angulare
Lineage: Eukaryota; Fungi; Ascomycota; Eurotiomycetes; Eurotiales; Aspergillaceae
Gene: ilv3
Product: dihydroxy-acid dehydratase ILV3
Exons: 3
Coding region: 1-1827 (608 amino acids)
Biological process (GO): branched-chain amino acid biosynthetic process
Cellular component (GO): mitochondrion
Molecular function (GO): dihydroxy-acid dehydratase activity
Source: RefSeq, a predicted model, not a curated record
AUGUUGCCCCAAACCCGGGCACGUGUGCCGGCGGCUCUUCGCAGUCUGUCCCGUUCGACUGUGCCGACUCGCGCUCUCUCAACCACCCUCCCCCGAUUUCAAUAUGAUGAAGGCCUCAACAGGGUCUCUCGGAACAUUACCCAGCCCAAGUCCCAAGGUGCUUCUCAGGCCAUGCUCUACGCCGUGGGCCUCACGGAGGAGGAUAUGAACAAGGCUCAAGUCGGAAUUUCCUCGGUGUGGUUCAAUGGUAACCCUUGUAAUAUGCACCUGUUGGAUCUCAACAAUAAGGUCCGCGAGGGUGUGCAGGAUCAAAAUCUGAUUGGUUUCCAAUUCAACACCGUUGGUGUUAGUGAUGCUAUCAGUAUGGGUACCAAGGGUAUGCGCUACUCCCUACAGAGUCGUGACCUUAUCGCCGAUUCGAUCGAGACCGUGAUGGGGGGUCAGUGGUACGAUGCAAAUAUCAGUAUCCCUGGUUGCGAUAAGAAUAUGCCCGGUGUUAUGAUGGCUAUGGGUCGUAUCAACCGUCCCAGUCUGAUGGUCUACGGUGGAUCCAUCAAGCCUGGCUGUGCUGCGUCCCAGGGUGGUGCUGAUAUUGAUAUUGUCUCCGCUUUCCAGGCCUAUGGACAAUUCAUCGCCAAGGAGAUUACUGAGCCUCAGCGGUUCGACGUUAUCCGUCACGCUUGUCCUGGUGAGGGUGCCUGUGGUGGUAUGUAUACCGCCAACACCAUGGCUACUGCUAUUGAAACUAUGGGUAUGACUCUUCCCGGGUCUUCCUCCAACCCAGCCAACUCGCAGGCUAAGUACCUUGAGUGUCUCGCUGCUGGUGGUGCUAUUAAGAAACUGUUGAAGGAAGACAUUCGCCCACGUGAUAUCAUGACUCGCCAGGCCUUUGAGAAUGCUAUGGUGGUCGUUAACAUUACUGGUGGCUCUACAAACGCUGUUCUUCAUCUGAUUGCUAUUGCCGACUCCGUUGGUGUCAAGCUCACUAUUGACGACUUCCAAUCUGUCUCCGACCGUAUUCCCUUCUUGGCUGACCUGAAGCCCUCUGGCAAGUAUGUCAUGGCGGAUGUUCACGAGAUCGGUGGUACCCCUGGAUUAUUAAAACUUCUACUUAAGGAAGGUCUUAUUGAUGGUUCUGGCAUGACCGUCACAGGUGAGACUCUUGCUAAGAACUUAGAGAGAGUGCCCGACCUGGAUCCUAGCCAGAAGAUUAUCCGUCCCUUCUCCGAACCCAUCAAGAGCACUGGUCACAUUCAGAUUCUGCGUGGCUCCCUCGCGCCGGGUGGUAGUGUUGGCAAGAUUACCGGUAAAGAAGGUACCAACUUCACUGGUAAGGCCCGUGUCUUUGACGAUGAAGAUUCCUUCAUUGCUGCGCUGGAACGCAGCGAGAUCAAGAAGGAUGAGAAGACUGUCGUUGUCAUCCGCUACUGUGGCCCGAAGGGUGGACCUGGCAUGCCUGAAAUGCUCAAGCCUUCCUCCGCCCUGAUGGGUUACGGCCUUGGCUCGUCCUGCGCUCUUAUUACUGAUGGUCGUUUCUCCGGUGGUUCCCACGGCUUCCUAAUUGGACAUAUUGUUCCCGAGGCCGCUGUCGGUGGACCCAUUGGUCUUGUUGAGGAUGGCGAUGUCAUUACUAUUGAUGCUGAUAACCUUCUCCUUGACCUGGAUGUCUCUCAAGAGACUCUGGUCGAGCGUAGAAAGGACUGGGAGGACCGCAAGGCUGCUGGUAAGCUGCCCGAGACCGGUCUUACUAUGCGUGGUACUCUGGGCAAGUAUGCCCGAACUGUGAAGGACGCUAGCCACGGUUGUAUCACUGACUCUGUUGAGUAA